AAAAUACCCGCCAUAAGUAACGCGCAUGCUAGCUAACCAAUACAUUUUUAGUAGUAAUCAACUGUCAUGUGUCACAGAUAGACUUUGACGUUGUUGAUGCAUCAUAGAACAGUUCAUAUGAGUUAAUUGUUCGUUCAUCAAUUGCUGUUGCUCAUAAAUACUACUUUAAAAGUGAGAACAAUAGUUACUUCAAGGCUAAUAUUGAAAAAGUGCACGAUCGUAUUUCUGUUCGCGCUAUCCAAGUGAUCGAGUAUUCAUCAUGCCAAUUUUAUAUAGCGUGGUGGCUCGAGGAACAACAAUAUUAGCAAAAUAUGCUUCGUGUACUGGAAACUUUGAUGAAGUAACAGAGAACAUUCUGACAAAAAUUCCACCUCAAAAUGACAAACUUACGUAUUCACAAGGACAGUAUUUAUUUCAUUAUAUCUGUGAAAAUAACAUUAUUUAUAUGUGUACCACAGAUGCUGAUUUCCAAAGAUCCAGAGCAUUUUUGUAUCUUGCAGAAAUGAAAGGAAGAUUUUUAGCUGCUUAUGGUCAAGAUGCGCAAACUGCAGUUCCAUAUGCAAUGAAUACAGAUUUUGCCAGAACUUUAGCCAGUACAAUGAAACAUUACAACGAAUCCAAUCAAGAAAUCGAUGUACUAGCUAAUGCUCUCGGCGAUUUAGAUGAAUUAAAGGACAUAAUGAGCAAAAAUAUUGAUAAUGUUGCGAUGCGGGGAGAACGGUUAGAAUUACUUGUAAACAAGACUGAAAAUUUAACUGCCAACUCGGUUACAUUUAGGAAAACAAGUAGGAAUUUGGCACGCUCCUUAUUUUGGAAAAAUGUUAAAAUCUACGUUAUAGUUGCUGCCAUUUUAAUUGUUGUCGUAUACGUUAUUGUAUCGAUAUCUUGUGGAGGUUUGGCUUGGCCAAAAUGCGUUGGAAAUUAAUUUAUUUUUGUAAUAUUCAGACACGAAAAUUGUGUCUUUAAAUUGUGAUAAGAAUUUAAUCGAAGCCAAUUUGCGAAAAAAUACACAUACAAUGUAUAUUUUAAUUAUAUUUCUAAUUCAUACUAAGUUGAAAAGAAACUAAAAUAUCGUUUAAUUCUACGGCUUUUACGAGAUAAAAGUUAUGUAAAAAAAAUAAUAUUAGAAAAUGUAUAAAUAUAAAUAUGUAAUCCUUCUAAUAUUUUUAUUAUAUAUCUUACCAAAAAAGUAUAAACACCGUUGAUAUUUCUCGUAUGACAAAUGUAAUUUUAACAUCACUAUUCGUAUAUCUACGAAUAAACUCUGUAAAAAAAAAUAAAAAUAAACAAAUGGAAAAAGAUAUAGAUAAAA
Messenger RNA from Apis cerana (Asiatic honeybee), 1312 nucleotides. It is a transcript of the gene Vamp7, whose product is annotated as vesicle-associated membrane protein 7. Gene Ontology annotation, cellular component: membrane; SNARE complex. The record is from RefSeq and is a predicted model, not a curated record. Gene Ontology annotation, biological process: exocytosis; vesicle fusion. NCBI's taxonomy places the organism in Eukaryota, Metazoa, Arthropoda, Insecta, Hymenoptera, Apidae. Gene Ontology annotation, molecular function: SNARE binding; SNAP receptor activity.